GCAGCAGGUGUAAUCGCAGGUGCAUUCGGCUCGCAUGGAUUGAGAAGUAGGCCCGGGAUUGAUGCAGAUAAGAUUCAUGCUUGGGAAACCGCCGCACAUUACUCUAUAUUCAAUGGCCUCGCGUUGAUGAUCCUGUCAAUGCACCCACGCUUCUCUGUACAUCGGUUCGCUGGGCCAGCAAUCGCAGCAGGCAGCUUCGUAUUUUCAUCAAGCAUAAUCGCCCUCGUGUUGAAUCGUGAGAGGUUCAAAGCCUUUGGACCGAUCACACCAAUGGGCGGUGCGGUGAUGAUUGCGGGGUACGUUGUCGUUCCGACCUUUGAUAGAUUUUGUGUGAUUGUUCCGUCCGAUAAAGUGUGA
Molecule: messenger RNA, 357 nt
Organism: Fomitiporia mediterranea MF3/22
Lineage: Eukaryota; Fungi; Basidiomycota; Agaricomycetes; Hymenochaetales; Hymenochaetaceae
Exons: 2
Source: RefSeq, a predicted model, not a curated record